Dujonia railenensis is the source of this 804-nucleotide messenger RNA. The record is from the annotation of a GenBank genome assembly. Lineage: Eukaryota; Fungi; Ascomycota; Pichiomycetes; Serinales; Debaryomycetaceae.
AUGUCAUCUCACAACGGUACAAUUACUCCUAAACCUACCAUUCCUUUAAAGAGAUCGCGUCUCGCAGUAGAAUUCGACGGAGAAACCGAAACGGUUGGAUCUUCGUUGGCUCCAUCUGCUACUCCUUUGCAGACAAGAGUCGCAUCGCCUUGUACUUUGAAUCCACCUAUAGAUAACGAUGGACUUUCCUGGCCAUCAUUGGGAGCACGUGAACGUAUUGAGCAGACCUCUGAGGAAGCCACUGCCAGAGAACAGAGAAUUGCUGGAGCCGUCAAGACCAUUUUAACUGAACUUGGUGAAGAUGUGGAUAGGGAGGGUUUAUUGGAAACUCCAGAGAGAUAUGCUAGAGCCAUGUUAUAUUUCACCAAGGGGUACGAGGAUAACAUUAGGGAUGUCAUAAAAAGAGCAGUCUUUGAAGAAGACCACGACGAGAUGGUUAUCGUUAGAGAUAUCGAGAUCUACUCCUUGUGUGAGCACCACUUGGUGCCUUUCUUUGGAAAGGCUCACAUUGCCUAUAUUCCCAAUAAGAGGGUCCUUGGAUUAUCCAAGUUGGCAAGAUUAGCUGAAAUGUACGCCAGAAGAUUCCAAGUUCAAGAGCGUCUAACCAAGCAGAUUGCCAUGGCCCUAAGUGAAAUAUUGAAGCCAAGAGGUGUGGCUGUAGUUAUCGAGGCAACCCACAUGUGUAUGGUUAGCAGAGGUGUCCAAAAAACCGGAUCUUCGACUACUACCAGUUGUAUGUUGGGAUGUUUCCGCCAACAGCAAAAGACCAGAGAAGAGUUCUUGACUCUUCUAGGAAGACGUUAG